AUUCUUGCGCCGACUUUUAACAUUCAUCCUGUCGCAAAGCGGAAAUGUUCCGAGCAUUUUCCUCCCGUACUCUUUUUCUCCUCCACAACGCGUCUUGCCCACGCACAAGUGGGAAGGUGCCACGAGAGGUGUUGAAGCAAGCGAGUCCCCCUCGGCUGGCGCCAGGCAGGGCGGUCUCCACGGCGGCCGGUGCCACUCCUCCGCCGCCGUGCCAUUGACGGCUGCAAGGUGGGCGGCAGGGUUUGGCGCUGCAUGCCCCAGUAAACCCAAUGGCAACAAGCACAUCAGGAGGAGCACAGCCACAGAUGGACAGACGGCUCCUGAGAGCAGCCACAGAUGGUGAUUUAAUAUCAUUGAAGAAAUUGGCUGCAGAAAAUCCAAGCAUGCUGCUUGGAACAACUCUUCAGGGGAACACCUGCCUCCACAUAUCAUCUUUUCAUGGCCAUGAGGAAUUCUGCAAGGAUGUGUUGGCGCUAGACCAUUCUCUCCUCUCAAAGGUCAACUUGGAGAAGGAGACGCCACUUAUCGUUGCUGUGACAGGUGGUCACGCUACUUUAGCUUCCUUAUUACUCAAACUCUGUCCUAGUAAGACAAUCUUAGCAGAGGACAAGAACAAAUGUAAUGCACUGCACCAUGCCAUCUGUUGUGGCCAUAAGAAACUUGCACUAGACUUAAUAGAUGCAGAGCCGGCCUUGUCAAAAGGUGUGAACGAAUAUUGCGAGUCACCCAUGUUCGUCGCGGUGAUGAGAGGUUUCACAGAUGUUACUGAGAAACUGCUGGAAAUUCCUGGUUCUGCUUAUUCCGGACCCCACAAAUACAAUGCCCUGCAUGCUGCGGUGAGGAAUGGAAAUUCAGCUGUCGCUGAAAAAAUCAUGGGUAAAUAUUCUCAGCUGGCCACAGAAGAAUCUGUGCGAGGGAGUAGUCCUGUGAAAAGUGCUGUACUUCGAGAUAAAGCCAACGUGCUACGAGUACUGUUGAAAUGUGACCGCUCUUUAGGGUAUGGAGUAACCAAAACUGGCGGUAUUCCUCUCCUUGUUUAUGCUGCAUAUCGAGGUCAUAUUGAUGUUGCUCGAGUACUUCUUUACCAUUGUCCAGAUGCUCCUUAUAGCAAACCAGAUGGUUGGACAUGUCUUCAUGAAGCUGUGGAAGCGGGUCAGACGAAGUUCGCUGAAUUUAUCUUGGGGACACCACAACUUCGGAAGCUUAUUAACAUGCGAGAUGGCAAAGGGAAAACGGCUCUACAUUAUGCAGUCCAGAAGUGUAAUCCUAGAAUAGUUGCUGCUCUGCUGUCUCACAUGGAUACAGACACAACAUUGCUUGACAAAGGAGGACUUCCAGCAGUUUGGGAAUUACGAAACACGACUGAUCGUGCCAAGACUUUAAACUGGAAUGAAAUCUGCAUGCUUAUGUCAGAAGCUGAUCCCCAAAAUAUCACCUCUCUUAAUAAUCUUCACGCGCAUGCCAAGAAAGAUGUAACUAGUGAAUCAAGGAAGGAUGCAAAGUCACUAACUCAAACAUACACAAGCAACACUUCCUUAGUAGCAAUCCUCAUGGCGACAAUCACCUUUGCUGCUGCCUUCACCCUUCCUGGAGGAUACAGCAAUGAUGCUGGAAGCCAGGGGCUUCCUGUCAUGGCAAGGAAUUUGGCAUUUCUGGCAUUCUUGAUCUCAGACACCUUAGCUAUGUGCUCCUCACUUGCUGUUGCGUUCAUAUGUAUCAUAGCGCGGUGGGAGGAUUUUGAGUUCUUGAUUUACUAUAGAUCUUACACUAAGAAGCUCAUGUGGUUUGCAUACACAUCUACAACAACAGCUUUUGCAACAGGUUUAUACACGGUACUGGCCACUCGACUCCCAUGGUUGGCUAUUAUAAUUUGCUUUCUACCGGCUUUAUUGCCUAUCUUGACGAAGCUAUUAGGGGAGUGGCCCGUUCUUAGACUCAGAUUCCGGUUGGGUCACACAUUCAAGUCAGAUCUCCUAGACAUGGUCUGAUCUACUCAAUCUGUCCUAUCGUUUUCUCCUAGUAAAUAUUCAAUUUAUAAUAUAUUGUAUUUUCUAUUUUGUA
Lolium perenne is the source of this 2061-nucleotide messenger RNA. RefSeq lists its product as uncharacterized. NCBI's taxonomy places the organism in Eukaryota, Viridiplantae, Streptophyta, Magnoliopsida, Poales, Poaceae. The record is from RefSeq and is a predicted model, not a curated record. Gene Ontology annotation, cellular component: plasma membrane. Gene Ontology annotation, molecular function: protein binding.